CCGGGCUCGACGGUGCCGCCAUUUUGUCUCUGUCAGUCUCGCGGCGGCGCGGCUGCAGCGUUUUGGAGGGGAGGGGAAGCAUUCGAGGCGGCGAUAGUUGGGCCGGUGGCGGACAGGCACCAUGAUUUCGGCAGCCCAGCUUUUGGACGAGCUUAUGGGCCGGGACAGAAACCUCGCCCCAGAUGAAAAGCGCAGUAACGUGCGGUGGGACCAUGAAAGCGUUUGUAAAUACUACCUUUGUGGGUUUUGUCCAGCUGAAUUAUUCACAAAUACUCGUUCUGACUUGGGUCCAUGUGAAAAGAUUCAUGAUGAAAACCUAAGAAAACAAUACAUUUUGGACAUUGAUAGGUAUGAGAAGAGUUCUCGAUUCAUGAAAGUAGGCUAUGAAAGAGAGUUCCUUCGCUAUUUACAGAGCUUGCUUGCUGAAGUUGAGCGUCGAAUUCGAAGAGGCCAUGCCCGUUUAGCAUUAUCUCAGACUCAGCAAUCAUCAGGUCAGGCAGCAGGACCUACUGGCAAAAAUGAAGAAAAGAUUCAAGUCUUAACUGAUAAAAUCGAUGUACUUCUGCAACAGAUUGAAGAACUAGGUUCGGAAGGAAAAGUAGAGGAGGCUCAAGGCAUGAUGAAACUUGUUGAACAGUUAAAAGAGGAGAGAGAAUUGCUCAGAUCUACAACUUCAACCAUUGAAAGUUUUGCAGCCCAGGAAAAGCAAAUGGAAGUUUGUGAAGUCUGUGGAGCCUUUUUAAUUGUAGGAGAUGCACAGUCCAGAGUCGAUGAUCACUUGAUGGGGAAACAGCAUAUGGGUUAUGCUAAAAUUAAAGCUACAGUAGAAGAAUUAAAAGAAAAAUUAAGAAAAAGAACUGAAGAGCCUGAACGUGAUGAUCGAUUAAAAAAAGAGAAACUAGAGCGAGAAGAGCGAGAGAGGGAGCGUGAAAGGGAAGAAAAGGAAAGAAAGCGACGACGUGAGGAAGAAGAGAAAGAAAAAGAGAGGGCUCGUGAUAGAGAAAGACGAAAGAGAAGUAGAUCACGAAGCAGACAUUCAAGCAGAACUUCUGACAGGAGAGGUAGUCGGUCAAGGGACCAUAAACGGUCAAGAAGCAAGGACAGAAGACGAAGCAGAAGUCGGGAUCGACGCAGAAGCAGAAGCCAUGAUAGGUCAGACAGAAAACACAGAUCACGCAGCAGGGACAGAAGACGGUCAAAAAGCCGGGACCGGAAAUCGUACAAGCACAGAAGCAAAAGCAGAGAGCGAGAACAAGAUAGGAAAUCUAAGGAAAAAGAAAAGAGGGGAUCUGAUGAUAAAAAAAGUAGUGUGAAGUCCAGUAGUCGAGAAAAACAGAGUGAAGACACAAGCAUGGACUCCAAGGAAGGCGAUGCUAAGAAUGAGGUCAAUGGGACCAGUGAAGACAUUAAAUCUGAAGUGCAGCGUAAGUAUGUACAGAUGAAGAUGGAGCUAAGACAAGUAAGAAGAGAUACUAAAGCAACUUCUGAAGGAAAACACAGUGUAGUCCUGCAAAAUCUUUUGAGGUACAUUGUUUUGUAUCGGCUAUUUUGUAGCAGACUCAUAUCCCCUUUAGUGUGCCUCUUGGGAACAUAUUUGUAAUUAUAGUCACCAUAGAAUUUAAUUAUCCUAUUUUUAUUUUUAGGGGAUUUGUUAUCUUUUUUAACACUUGAUCUGAUUUUGUAAUUAAGUCCAUAUUGUGUUGGUGCAUCAGAAACAUUUGCUUUAAUUCUUAAUAUUUGAGGCACAUAUUGGACUAUUUUGUUUUUAUAUAAACUGCUAGUAUUUCUUUGUCAAGGAUGUUUCUAGUUUUUUUGCUUUGCCUUGCAUUCUAAUGCAGUUUGUUCUGUAACUCGAGAGCCAGUAGCAUUGGAUUGAUGGAAGUGUAGGGUUUAUGAAUAAUUGCAGCUGACUACCAUACCUCACACAGCGUUGGUGUUGUGAGCGGCCCAUGAAAAGCCAAAUUAAAAAUCAAGGAUUCAGUCAAACUAAGCAGGUACUCAUGCCAGGUACUCCUUUCUCUACCCACAUCCAUGUUUGAAUGCUGUUGCCUGUAAUCUUUAAGCUUACUGUUGUGUGUUUUAUUUACAAAAAGUGAAAAGGAAUCUUUGUGAAUAUUUCGUGGAAAUUGUUAACCUGAUAUUAACUUGAUCGGCAUUUUCUUUCAACUGUGUGUAGGGAUGCAGUGCUGCCCAGAAUUAGAUAUCUUUAAAGAGUAUUAAAUGCAAUAAAUACUACCUAAUAACCGCCUUGUUACAUUCAAUGCAUUUCAAGUCUUUAAGAGGUAUGUGUUUAUAAUUUCCUACUGCGUAGGAGAAUUGCCAGGCAGCCAUGGCACACAGCAAUAUAUUACUGGCUGAUACCAGACUUGGGAGGCAAAUGAAAUAAAGGCCAAUGUCAGGAACACUCAGUAGGUAUAUAUAACUGGCAAGAAUAUUCACAUUGCUUCAUUAAAUGGAACUCAAUUUAAAUAUAAAUCACCUAUUCUUGACAUGAUUUUUCAGGGUCGUUCCUUUUAAAGAAUAGACCCAAAUAAAAGAAGCAGCCGAGCAUUCAUUUCCCUUACAGCAUAGCUGCAGCACUUCUAAGAACUGCUAGCCAAUUACCGAGCAGGCCUAUGCAUGUUUACACGGAAGUAAAUUCCAUUGUGUUUUAUGGGCCUUACUCCCAGAUAAGUACGCAUAGGUUUGUAAACUUAAGGGGUGCAGUCCUCCAAGCACUGAUGUUCAAUCUCUAAUCAUAUUUGCAGCUGAACCCCCAUGGAAUACAUGAAGCUUCCCAACAGCACUGAUUGGUGAAUUGUGCUAUCAUUUUUGUCCUUUUCUGUCACAUACAUAGGGGCUUUAAGUGUAUUGAUGAAAAGAGUUUUGAAAGUAGAGCGGGCAGCAAACAGGCAGUAGGAGUGGCAAAACAAGUCACCUCUGUCCACAUGAUCUGACUCUCUCUUCCCAACAUUUUUGCAUUAUAGGACAACCAUGUGACAAGCCUGCGAAGAAUCCUGAAGACUGCUUAAUACGAAGAUCUGCUUUAAAAUGAGGUGAAAGAAAGCUGUAGUGGCAUAGAAAAAAAUUAAAGUUCGGUUAGAUUGUUUUUUUUUUAAUUAAAAAAAUAAUAAUUCAGGACUGUUAUGACAUCUCAGAAUACAAAGAAGUUAAUAAGCAAGCUACUGAGAAUUUAAGUCUUUUUAUCAUUUUUUUUCCUAUAAGACUUUUAAGAUGAUAAACCAACAUAACCUGAACACAUGGCUUGCUCAGUGUUUAAUUGCAAGUUUUCAUUCUUGAACUACGAAAUACAAAAGUAAAUGUUUAGUAUUUGUGUGACUGAGAUUAAAACAAAUCCCAUUUUUACAGCCAAGCUAUAUAUAGCUUCUUGAUAUAUUCUAAUGGAAAUAAAGUAUCUAUGAAUUUCUGUUACACAUUUGAUUGUCAUUGAGUGUUUAAUAUUAAAUAGACUUCUUUCCA
Messenger RNA from Python bivittatus (Burmese python), 3459 nucleotides. It is a transcript of the gene LUC7L3, whose product is annotated as LUC7 like 3 pre-mRNA splicing factor. Gene Ontology annotation, cellular component: U1 snRNP. The record is from RefSeq and is a predicted model, not a curated record. Gene Ontology annotation, molecular function: mRNA binding. NCBI's taxonomy places the organism in Eukaryota, Metazoa, Chordata, Lepidosauria, Squamata, Pythonidae. Gene Ontology annotation, biological process: mRNA splice site recognition.